Molecule: messenger RNA, 584 nt
Organism: Medioppia subpectinata
Lineage: Eukaryota; Metazoa; Arthropoda; Arachnida; Sarcoptiformes; Oppiidae
Source: the annotation of a GenBank genome assembly
AUGCAUGAUCGGGUCUAUGGGUUGGGCUAUAAUAGUGCCGGAGAGUUAGGUUUGGGACACAACCGACCCAUCGAUACUCCUGAAGAAGUGGAGGAAUUAAUGGCUUUGAAUUGCGAUCACUUUAUAUUCAGAUGGGGUCGCAAUCAGUCGACCAGUUUUACUAAUACAUACACUUAUAAUAAACCGCACAAAAUAUUAUUAUGUAAUUCACGUGAUAUACGUAUUGAGAAACUAUUGUGUUAUAACUACUCAACACUUGUUCUCACAUCCGAUGGACGGUAUAGCGGCGGUAAAGCCGGUACCACAAUGUGGGCCGAGAUUGGAGACUCCGAGACACCGAUUACACCACAAUUAUUACAAAUGAUCAAAGUGAAUAAUUUACUGUUCGAUGAUCUUGCUCCAUUACGAUAUGGCACUAAUCCUAUUAUUAUUGGCAUUAGUGGCAAAAAAAAACGAAUCGAGGGAUGAAUUACAGGGAUAUGUAUAAAGAAUUGGAUUCUUUAGGAUCCGGUGGUUUUGGACACGUGUUUGAAGUGGAGAAUAAUAACGAAAAAUAUGCGAUUAAAAAAUGCAAAUUAAGUGGU